CAAACUGUCUUCCUCUUUCUCUUUCUCCCUCUAAUGGCUGCCUCCAGGAAGGUAAUGCACAUACGCCUGGCUUCUAACACAGGGUGAUGACUGAGUGGAGUUCAUUGCUUUCUGGAUUCCAGUGCUAACCAUAAAGGAGUAAUUAUAGAGUUAAGAUACAUUUGAAGUACCAGCUUCUCGUCAUUGUUUAACCUCCCUUCCAAGACCACCUGAUCAGCAACAUGGCUUUUCUUGGGAACACCUCAAAACUCUUUUUGGUGCUCAUUUCACUGAUGCUUAUGCUGCCUGUGGUUGAAGCCCUGGAUGCUGGAGAUGCAAUUGCUCUCUUGCUAGGCAUAGUUCUCACUAUCAUUGGAUUCUGUGCCUGUCUAGGCUUAUAUGCAAGGAAAAGAAAUGGACAGCUAUGACUUUUUAAAGAGAUGACUUGGUCAAGCAUAAUCUUAAACUCUACUUGUUACGAGUUUAAAACUGAGCCUCAGUUCCUGGCAACUUUCAAAACCAUGGAGCACGAUCCUGCAAACCCUUCUUGCAUUGCCAUCCUUGCUAAUAAAAAUUAUUACUGGUAGAAAGAGUUUACAGGAUCUGUCUUCAUGACAGUAAGAAGAUGAUUAUUUCAUAUUCCUUGGGAUGAGGGGUUGCAUUAAAGUAAAGAUGGAAACAAGCUAUUUGAAGAAGAAAAAAUUGCCCAGAUUCAUUCACAGUGAAAGUUCAUAUACUGAAUAUAACAUUUCUACAAUUUGAUUUCAGGGGUUAGUCAGCAGGAAAGCAGCCAUAAACCUUCUCGUCAGGAUAAUAAAGAUUUGGAAAUAUUGACGCACUCUUAAUAUGAUAACUAAAGAACAGCCUACUUAGACUUCUGUUUGAGUGCAGAUGUUCUUUCUAAUUAGAGUUAAUCCCCCCGCAACAGCUCACUUCUGCUGUAGUCAGGCUGAGACAUGGGCGAAAUAGAGAAAUGUGCAAAACCUUUUCUUCUGUAUUUUUAUCUUAUAAUAUGCCACUUCUGUAGCUUGGAUUCCUGUUUCAAAUUAGAAUCAAAUUUAAUCAAUAGCUGUGCUUAAGGAUUAGACCAUGAUUUUUCUUUAAAAUGUGUAUGAUACAUAGGAGAGUAUAUGUAAUAUAUUGACCACUCAAACAAGGAAAAGAUUUCUGAAGAAAAGAUUGAAAUGACCAAAUGUUUUGUGCACAUAUCUGUUGUUUCAUAUACAUUUAUGUUUAGUUUUCUUUGAGGUGCUCACAUUUUGGGGAUUGUUUGUUUUGCAACAAUGAAGACUUACUUAUUUUGUUCAGUGACUGUUUUUUAAUUCUGAGCAAUAGGGUUAUUAGAAUCAGAUGCUUAUGUAACUUUUCCCCAGGUGAUCAAUAAACUCAGUACGCUCUUUGACGAAGUCUAAAUGCAAGUGAACAAGCCCCCUGUACGUUCUUGAACAUGAACUGCUCAACACUUGCGUUUAUGCCCCUUUUCGCUACUCGCUAAGGCCUAAAUUCUAAAGGGAGCUGAAGCUUGUGCCAAAACACAAAACUAAACCUGUGGUUAGAAUCCUACUACAAAGCUGGAAAGUGUUUCUGUGAGCUUCACCACAUGCUCAGCCAGCUCCUCUGGCAUGUUUUGACUUUGAUAUGCUUUGUACUGCUUGGCUGGAGGGAUCUGCUGAGAGAGCAACAUAGUUGGCCCUGCCAGGCUGAUUAUGGUGAGGGUAGGACCUCUUAUGCCACACCCACCCUCUGCUGCCACCAAAAGGGACAUCCUUAUAGUACACUGAUUGCAGUUGUGGUUUUGGCCCCACAUGUCUAUUAGGGCAGCCAAAUGCCAGCUGCUAACUUGACAAAGGGGGUGUAGGCCUGCACAGAGCAACAGCAGAAUGAGGAGUGGAGAGGUGAGCUUUACACCAUCUGCAACCUCUUCGUAAACAUGCAGUGUGUGUCCCUCUUCUAAGGAAACCCAACAAGGGAGGACAAAACAUAAUUGUUAAAGCCAAGGACUUGUCAACUUUACUAUUCUUCCCUUCUACCAAGGCUUCCAGGUACUACACAAGGCUGACAUCACAGGAACAAAUACAGCUGGCCCCAUUAACGUCUGACUCUAUGGAGAGAUCCCCUUUGAUUCCAUGAUUCCCCAGCUCAAGUGCUGUACAGCAACGCAGCUCAUAAGGUUGUUCUAUUGACAUGCAGGCGUUUCUCAAGCUUCCCUAAUGUCAAUCCCCCAGCCCGUUUCUACAAGUCUGCUUCUGCACACGACAGAGGUAACAAUGAAAUUUGCAUUUUAAGAUCUAGCGGCCCAAGAGAGAGGAACAAAGUGCUUAAGACAGCUGCCACCCUCCUGGACUUGCAGUGCAGGGCCACUGCCUAGCAGUGAUGGAUGUCCUGGACGUGGCCAGGCAGUAGAGCGGAUGCUACCACUUCAAAAGAGCAAAUUUUAUUGCAGCUAGCUUUUCCCAAACACUCCAUCAUCACUUUAGCAGAAAAUCUCUGAUAGCUGGUUCUUACAUAGGAGUUUCACACAAUUAUGCCAUAGCUUUUCCCUGUAGAGCGGCACAACCAUCACACCAUUCGUGUGAUGCUAUGGGAUACCUGGAGUUUUAUUCUUUUGCCUGUAGCUGCAUGUUCCUAACUAAAGGACAUUCACUAUGCAUAAUGGUAUAUUUACUGGGUUAUAAUGGAAAUUAUUUAUUGUAUUGCUCGAGAAUUACAUUUGUUAAUGGUUUGACUAAGAGCACAUGUCAUGGCCGAUCUUCCUGUUUUUCCUCAAUUUUUAAUAAACUCUUUCAAAUAGA
This is a messenger RNA of Malaclemys terrapin pileata, 2771 nucleotides long. It is a transcript of the gene SMIM30, whose product is annotated as small integral membrane protein 30. NCBI's taxonomy places the organism in Eukaryota, Metazoa, Chordata, Testudines, Emydidae. The coding region runs from base 222 to 407 and encodes 61 amino acids. The transcript is spliced from 3 exons. The record is from RefSeq and is a predicted model, not a curated record.